Messenger RNA from Pteropus alecto (black flying fox), 5673 nucleotides. It is a transcript of the gene DCBLD2, whose product is annotated as discoidin, CUB and LCCL domain containing 2. The transcript has 16 exons. Lineage: Eukaryota; Metazoa; Chordata; Mammalia; Chiroptera; Pteropodidae. The coding region runs from base 382 to 2718 and encodes 778 amino acids. The record is from RefSeq and is a predicted model, not a curated record.
GAGCGGGCGGGCGACCUGCCUGCCAGCUAGCCGGAGCGGCGGGCGAGCGCGGCGAGCAGGGGCCGGGUCGCAGAGCGUGGUGCGGGGGGCGCGCUCCCCAGCUCCACCGCAGGCAAACCCCGCGCCUCGAGCACCCUGAUUCCUUCCCUCCUCUCCCCUGCACUCCUGCCUGGGGUCUUGGGCGGGGAGCGGAGGGAAGGAACGAAGGAGGAGGAGGCAAAAGCGGAGUGAGGGGCGGAGGGGGUCCCGGCGCGAGGAGAGGCACGCGUUGCUUCUCGCUCUCUCGCCGCAUCCGCCCCCUCCUUGCCCGGUGCUGCGGCCCCAGGGCCCGCGGGACUCCCGGGACGCCUGCACUAUGCAGGCGGACUGCCUGCCGCCGCGAUGGCGAGCUGGGGGGUGGUGAGAACCGGGCGCAGCCCGCACCGUUCCCGAGUCCGGGCCGCGGCCGCCGCCGCCGCCCCCGCCCGGGCCGCGUUUCCCCACUCGCACUCCUGCCUCCUCCCUCCCCGCUCCGACUCUUCCUCCUCCCCUAUGCCUCUGUUCCUCCUGCUCUUAUUUAUCCUCCUGCUGCUCGAGGACGCCGGAGCCCAGCAAGGUGAUGGAUGUGGACACACCGUACUAGGCCCUGAAAGUGGAACUCUUACGUCCAUAAACUACCCACAGACCUAUCCCAACAGCACCGUUUGCGAAUGGGAGAUCCGGGUAAAGAUGGGAGAGAGAUUGCGCAUCAAAUUUGGUGACUUUGACAUCGAAGAUUCUGAUUCAUGCCAUUUUAACUACUUGAGAAUUUAUAAUGGAAUUGGAGUUAGCAGAACUGAAAUAGGCAAAUACUGUGGUCUCGGGUUGCAAAUGAACCAUUCAAUUGAAUCAAAAAGCAAUGAAAUUACAGUGCUGUUCAUGAGUGGAAUCCAUGUUUCUGGACGAGGAUUUUUGGCCUCAUACUCAGUUAUAGAGAAACAAGACUUAAUUACUUGUUUAGACACUACAUCCAGUUUUUUGGAACCUGAGUUCAGUAAGUACUGCCCAGCUGGUUGUCUGCUUCCUUUUGCUGAGAUAUCUGGAACAAUCCCUCAUGGAUAUAGAGAUUCCUCACCAUUGUGCAUGGCUGGUGUGCAUGCAGGAGUUGUGUCAAACACUUUAGGUGGCCAAAUCAGUGUUGUAAUUAGUAAAGGUAUCCCGUACUAUGAAAGUUCUUUGGCUAACAACGUCACAUCUGUAGUGGGACACUUAUCUACAAGUCUUUUUACAUUUAAAACAAGUGGUUGUUAUGGAACACUGGGGAUGGAAUCUGGCGUGAUUGCCGAUCCUCAAAUAACAGCAUCAUCUGUGCUGGAGUGGACAGACCACACAGGGCAAGAAAACAGCUGGAAACCUGAGAAGGCCAGGCUGAAGAAACUGGGACCUCCUUGGGCUGCUUUUGCCACUGAUGAAUAUCAGUGGUUACAAAUAGAUCUGAACAAGGAGAAGAAGAUAACAGGCAUUAUAACCACUGGCUCUACCUUGGUGGAACAUAAUUACUAUGUGUCAGCCUACAGAAUUCUAUACAGUGAUGAUGGGCAGAGAUGGACCGUGUACAGAGAGCCUGGUGUGGAGCAGGAUAAGAUAUUUCAAGGAAACAAAGAUUAUCACCAGGAUGUGCGUAAUAACUUUUUGCCACCAAUUAUUGCACGUUUUAUUAGAGUGAAUCCUACCCAAUGGCAGCACAAAAUUGCAAUGAAAGUGGAACUGCUUGGAUGUCAGUUUAUUCCUAAAGGUCGUCCUCCCAAACUUACUCAACCUCCACCACCUCGGAACAGCAAUGACCUCAAAAACACUACAGCCCCUCCAAAAAUAGCCAAAGGUCGUGCCCCAAAAUUUACUCAACCACUACAACCUCGCAGUAGCAAUGAAUUUCCUGCACAUACAGAGCAAACAACUGCCACUCCUGAUAUCAAAAACACUACUGUAACUCCAAGUGUAACCAAAGAUGUAGCCUUGGCCGCAGUCCUCAUCCCUGUACUGGUCAUGGUCCUCACCACUCUCAUUCUCAUAUCGGUGUGUGCUUGGCAUUGGAGAAACAGAAAGAAAAAAACUGAAGGCACCUAUGACUUACCUUACUGGGACCGGGCAGGUUGGUGGAAAGGAAUGAAGCAGUUUCUCCCUGCCAAAUCAGUGGAACAUGAGGAAACUCCAGUUCGCUAUAGCAGUAGUGAAGUUAAUCACCUGAGUCCAAGAGAAGUUACCACAAUGCUACAAACUGACUCUGCAGAGUAUGCACAGCCGCUUGUGGGAGGAAUUGUUGGCACACUUCACCAGAGGUCUACCUUUAAACCAGAAGAAGGACAAGAAACAGGUUAUGCUGAUCUAGAUCCUUACAACUCCCCGGUACAAGAAGUUUAUCAUGCCUAUGCUGAACCACUCCCAAUUACUGGGCCUGAGUAUGCAACCCCAAUCGUCAUGGAUAUAUCGGGGCACCCCACGGCUUCAGUUGGUCUACCCUCAACGUCCACUUUCAAAGCUACAGGGAACCAGCCUCCCACUUUAGUGGGAACGUACAACACUCUCCUCGCCAGGACCGACAGCUGCUCCUCAGCCCAAGCCCAGUAUGAUACCCCAAAAGGUGGGAAGCCAGGUCCAAAGGCCCCAGAUGAACUGGUGUACCAGGUGCCACAGAGCACACAGGAGGUAUCAGGAGCAGGGAGGGAUGGCGACAGUGAUGUUUUUAAAGAAAUCCUUUGAAAGUGACGCUGCUUUUCACAAAGCAUCAUUUUAAAGCACAUGGCUUUUUUUUUCUGUUAGCGGUAGUGAUAUAUAGAAUGUGUCACAUAUCUGUCUCGGAUAUGGUUGGGGAAACGUGAUGACCGAGGUACAGGAAACUACUAAUCUUGCGGUCUUGCUUUAAAAGUGUUAUUGUGGCAGUUACUGCUUGCCUGUUAAAUUUCAAACAUCCUGUUUGUUACUACUGUAAAACACUAUUUUUAAUACAGAAAAAGUUCCCUACUAUGCACUUCAAAGAAAUGGAAAAUCACUGAAAGUAUUUAUUACCAAUGCUGCAGGUACAUUGACGAACUCAAGAGAUGGCUCUGUAAGCCUGACUGGCAAUAACGCUUGGUACUGUUCUUGAAAUGUCUAAUGGCUUGAAAUUCUGCUCUCUGUGAAAGGUGGGUACUGUCAUGACUCCCUCCUCUUCCAUUCCUAUAUUGCUUUCUGGAUUUUUUUUUAAAAAAAUGACAUAAUCAUUGUUUUGAUUGCAGUCAUAUACACUUGGACAGUCUUACACUGUCCAUUUUUCCUUAGGAAGAGCUAUAGGUGGGAAACUCUGACUUAUAAUGAACAGGGUGAUUGAGUUUUUACUUUUUGACACUCUUAAGUGCUUUAACACUCAUGGUACUGGACCUGGUCUCACGCCUGCUUGUUCCGCCUGGGGCCGUUGGUGGCUAGCCCCAUUCUUAUGUUUAUAAAAUGUUUUGAGUUUUUUCAGUGGGUGAUAGCUUGCUUUAUCAAUCUCAUGAAUUCAGAUCCUGCAAUGUCUUUAAGUUUACUUCUCUGUGGAAAUAAGAACUUUACAAUUUAAAAGCUAUAAAAGAUAAACCCCUCUCCUCUCCAACUUUAUUUGCAAUGGGAUUUUUCCUAGGAGAGUUGUGAAAAGCCGAAGGAUUCUAGAUGGACACCGUAAACGUGAGCCACUUAUACUUAUCACAGUGAAGGCAAGAAUCAUUCCUCAGAAGUCAUAAAUUACCUUAAAAAAUUUGCCUUCUUUAGUGUUAGAGAUAUUUUUCUUCAAAUCUCAAGAUAGUCUUUAUUUCUAGUCAAAUAAAAAAAUACUUUUUAAUUCAUUUUCCACCGUAAACUGUUAUAAGAAAUGUAACCCCAACAUGUAUUCUUCAGCUCUGUGUGAUUGUGCCCUUAUCUGUGUGGUGAGAGGUGUGAGUAGUUCCUUAUAUCAUACUUAGAGAAGAGAUGUUAUAGCAUCCUAGCACAUUAAUGUUCUUGUCUAGUUUUUUGAUACCUCUGGGCAACUUCUUUGUUAUCACUUGCCUAGAACUAGUUUUAGAUGAGUGAAAUAAAAAUCAUCUGCAAUUAGCCUAUAAUGUAAAACCCAUGCUUAAAAGUCUUUAGGCUAGCAACGUGACAUGAGAAACUGACCUUAUGAUUAAAAUUUGACGUCCCUUCUCAUAUAAACCUUAGUUUGUAGACUUAAUUUUGAAAUGUACUUUUUCCAUUAGUUUCUAGUCAUUUCUGUUGACCUGGGCCACCAGAUUAUGAUGUUGCCAGAAUUUGCUAAAUUUGAUUAAAGAUAAAGUCUUCAUUUUACUGCUUCUACAAGUAUACCAGUAAUCUAAAACACUGCUUCAAAAUAGAACCGUUCAUUUCUAAAGCUUCCCUGCCGUCUAGUUCUAUGAUUUUGUUGGUUUUAUUUUCAUUUGCUUUCCAUGAGGCAUAAUUUUAUUCAAUGAAACACCAGUACAUAUUUUGUUUCAAAGUAUUCGAAACAAAAAGCACAGAUGUUGAACUUUUUUAUUAAAACAUAUGAAUGUGUAAAGCACAUGUAUUAAUACAGUCAUCCCCUUUCAGGUGGGAAGAGAGUAAACCAAUUGCUUUAUUUUUGUAGUCAUCCUUAGUACACAGAGAAUAUACUUUUUCUUGAAUCAUACGCCUGUUUGAAGCUUUAAGAGAAAUGUUUUCGGUAACUAUUUCAUUUUCCCAACGUGCUUGCUAUUUUUGUGUAAUUGUGUGCACCUGUUUUUCCCAUGGAACUUUUUUUUUUUGAGAAGCAAAUGUUUUCUUAAAUGUUGCAUGUUUUAAGACUUGAUUUAUAUUGCCACUGUGCUGUCCUUGAACUACCAUGAUUUUUACAAAUAUCUAGUUUUUACUAAUUUUAUAUACUUUACUUUCCAAACGAAGAGCUGAGCCUGAUAAAAAGGUCAUUCUGGUUUUAUACUUUUCCUUUUAGUUCAUUUUUUUUCAUAUUAGAGUUUUGGGUUUGUUUUUUGUUGUUGUUGUUUUACUACAUUUAUAUAUACAUAGCUUUGGAGACAAUCAAGUAACAACUGAAAAUGUGAAAUUAACCAUUUUUUUACAAAAUUUCCUUUUUUUAUUCUUUGCUUGAAACUUGUAAAGGACUUAGGUCACUGUGGAUUAUUGGAUUAAAUUUUUUUCCUGUUAAUACAAUUAUAAAAGUUGAAUCAGACAGUAGUACAACAAGUGUGGCCAUUAUUACACGUUUCACAAAAUUACACUGACUGCUGUUACUUGAUAUUAGGAACCAGCACAAGUUAAAGAUAAGAUAUUGUGAAUGCUGAUUUAUAUUUUAUUAAAAGCUAUAAAUCUAAAUAGAUCCUAUUGUAUAUGCAGGGUCUAGUCCAGUUAUUUAAGUUCAUGUUUCACUGUUUGCACUUUGCAUUGAACAAUGGGGUUUAUUUGCUGAUGACAUGGUUCGAAUAGAGAAUUAAUUAUGACGUUAUGUAUACACUUGCCCUCCCCGCCCCGUGAGGGGUGCAGAAAAUGAGCUCAGAAAAUAUGAAUGUGGCUAUAAUUCUAUGGAAAUUGAUAAAGCUUUAACUUACUUGCCUUUGCACCUGGAGAACAAGAGAGCUAUGUCAGAUGAUACAAUUAGAAAUAGGUUGUGCUUUUUAAAACCUUCCUAAGAGAAAUUAGGCUCUACUUGAAAAUAAAAGUACAAAUUAGCUCUGC